CCCGCAACGAUCGAAAAGCCCAUCAGUCAUGUUUAAAGUGGGAUUCUACAAUCUUUACCUGUGUUGGAUCCCGUCAUGAUACGGCAAUGCACUAUUCCGUCUUUGAUCUCUUCGAGUUUUCGUCGCCCAGCACAGCUGUGUCUGCGACGUCUCCAUGAUUUGACGUCCUCAAAACCCUCGAUAGCUUCAGUCCUCCACUCUACCGAGCAGUUACCGCAGGACUCUGAGUCCUCCAAAUCACUUACCAUCAAUGGAUUCAUUCGUUCAGUCCGCAAGCAAAAGCGCUUUUGCUUUGCUGCAGUCGGCGAUGGCUCAACAGUGCAGCCUCUGCAGGCCGUUUUAACGCCAGCACAAGCUGAAGGACUCUCAACCGGAGCCGCUGUCACAAUUAGUGGAUUGCUAAAGCGCUCUCCAGCCGGGAAGCAACAGGACUAUGAAUUGCAUGCAAGUGACGUAAGGACAAUCGGCGAAGCCGAUCCUGCAAGCUACCCUCUGCAGAAAAAGUAUCACACUGCAGAGUUUCUUAGAACCAUGCCACACUUGCGGACGCGCAUCCCAUUCAAUUCUCUUUUACUUCGCCUAAGAUCGCACAGCAUUAGUCGUCUCACCAGCUUCUUUGCAGAUCGGAACUUCGUGCAAGUUCACCCGCCAAUAAUUACUUCUUCUGAUUGUGAAGGGGCCGGCGAGGUCUUCACUGUUGCCGACCAAUCGUCCCAAAAACCACCACCUCCAAGCGGCCAACAUCGCCGAGAGGAACCCUUCUUCCGAGACUCGAAAUACCUAACCGUCUCUACGCAGCUUCAUUUGGAGGCUCUAGCUCAAUCAGUGGGAAAUGUGUGGACACUCUCCCCGACAUUUCGAGCCGAGAAGAGCGACACUGCCCGUCAUUUGAGCGAGUUUUACAUGCUCGAGGUGGAGCUCUCCUUUGUUGACAAAGUAGGUGAGGUGCUAGACGUGGUUGAAGACAUGCUCCGAGACUUGGCACAGAGUCUCCAAGAGUCUCGCCUCGGAAAGGAGCUUUUGCAAGCAAAGCGGAGCUUCCUUAAGGAAUCAUGGCCUCGGAUCACAUACACGGAGGCAAUUCGUAUCUUGGAACGGGCUGAGGCAGAGCAAAAGGUGGACUUCGAAUUCAAACCUGACUGGAAUAAUGGGCUGCAGGCAGAGCACGAAAAAUACCUUGCAGAAACAGUGGGCAAGGGUAGUCCUGUCUUUGUGACCGACUACCCUCAAGCUAUCAAACCUUUCUAUAUGCUUCCGUCUGCAUCCGAUGAAACUGUGACAGACGGUCCUACUGUUGCAUGUUUUGACCUCCUCGUGCCAGAAAUAUGCGAGGUUGUGGGCGGCUCAAUGCGUGAACAUCGAUUGCAGCAGCUUGUUGCAGGCAUGAAGAAUCGCGGAAUGGCCAAAGGCACUCAACAAGAUUUUGGAAGCCUGAAUUGGUAUGUUGACUUGCGGAAAUGGGGUAGCGUCCCCCAUGGAGGCUUUGGUCUUGGAUUUGAUAGAUUGUUAGCAUAUCUCGCCGGUGUCUCGAAUAUUCGGGAGAUUGUGACCUUUCCCAGGUGGGUCGGAAGAUGUGAGUGUUAG
Molecule: messenger RNA, 1584 nt
Organism: Xylona heveae TC161
Lineage: Eukaryota; Fungi; Ascomycota; Xylonomycetes; Xylonales; Xylonaceae
Product: asparaginyl-tRNA synthetase
Exons: 5
Coding region: 76-1584 (502 amino acids)
Biological process (GO): asparaginyl-tRNA aminoacylation
Cellular component (GO): mitochondrion
Molecular function (GO): ATP binding; nucleic acid binding; asparagine-tRNA ligase activity
Source: RefSeq, a predicted model, not a curated record